AUGGAAGCCGAACAAGGAAAUCUCGAAUCCGAAGACGAAGUCGUCGAACCGGAAUCCGAAGAGGAAGUUGUCGAGCCCGAAUCCGAGGAGGAAGUUGUCGAACUCAAAUUCGAUGAAGAAGUAGAUCUCGGCUCCAAUUCCGAUGUCAACUCCGAAUCUGAGGAGGGAGAGGUCAGGGAAGAAACACCGACGGUACCCCCGGCUAAGAGAAGACGUGUCUCUGCCAAAACUCAGGAACCAUGGCUUUCUUUGACAGCCGCUCUAAUAAACUCGGUAGGCUUAUGA
Linnemannia hyalina is the source of this 285-nucleotide messenger RNA. The record is from the annotation of a GenBank genome assembly. NCBI's taxonomy places the organism in Eukaryota, Fungi, Mortierellomycota, Mortierellomycetes, Mortierellales, Mortierellaceae.